GAAUCCUCUUCUGGUGGUCUUUCGUGAACUGGAUCCAGUAAGGAUCUUCCAUGGGUAUCGCAGACAAGGUCGAUUUAUUGGUGAGAGCUUGUGCCUGCAUGCCAGGAAUAUCAAGACCCUUGAAUCCAAACCCUGGUGCUUCCAGAAUGGACGUGGAGAUCUCUAGGCAAAUCAAGAAUCAAUAUUGAUAAUUUUGAUUCAUGACGAUUAAAAAAUACAUAAUGGGUUAACAACCGUACCUUACCUCAAUGGAGGAAAAAUGGACAAAGAGAGACAGCGAAAGAGAGGGACCCAAAGUCGGCGGCUACUGUGAUCAGCGAAAGCAACGGGUCUCAAUAUCAUUGAUCAGAAUCAUCAGAUGAACCUCUUAGGUCUCUGCAAUCCUUCUACCCUCUCUCCACAUGUUCUCUGAGCCGCUUCUCCAGUCGUUUGAUUGCCCUGAAUUGUGCAAUAUAAUUUGUCGAAUCGACUAUUCGUCUGCUCGUCAUCUCAUAUGCCAAGUAAGUCAUAACGAAAUCGAGUUACCCUACUUUUCCAUGCCCAUACCGAUCCAUAAGAUCCAUAGAACCAUACCCAUACCGUACCAAAUUUUGAGCUACCUGGUCGAUUCAGGUCCGGGGUUGCACACACCCUACGCGGCAAGAACCCAAUAGCCUUUAUAUCUGAAGUCCCGUCGUAAGGAGAUUCGUUCGGAUCGUGUUGCAUGAUGCAUUAGUUGGAGACAACAAAUCCGAAAGAACCACUCCAGUCUUACCAUCUUCUGAAUCCUUCUGGACUUGAUAUUCAGUCAUGGCGUCCAAUAUGAAGGAACGAAACUUGAAAGUCACACCCAUCUACUCUCUCCCAGCUCCAUCACACAAUUCGACUUCGAAUAUCUUCUCACCGACCGCUCUUUCGAAACCUUCUUUCGAUAUUCGACCUGAAUCUUCACCGGCUCUCCCAUCGUCAAGUUUAUAUCGCAGGAAUCACAAGGAAAUGGCACUGUGCGGGGAGUACUUUACAACAAAUGAAGAGUUUCAAGCUCUUCCUCCCGCUCUAAAACGGAAGGUAUAUAUAUCACUUUCGUUGCUAUACUUUACCACGGUCAUCACAAUUUAAAAAACAAGGUUGGGGGUUUCAUUUCGUAUUUCAGGGUUGAGCUAUUGAAAAAAGUAAAGAGAUGUGGUUUAGCCCGUGCCAACGAGACGCCGUCGAAAGCUAGGUCUUCCAGUAGUACAUUUAGUGGUGUCUUUCCCGCGUGAAUCUACGCUAGAUCUUUCCAAUUCAUACUGGCGGCGGGAUCAGCAAACGCUAUGAACACAUUUAUAUGCAGUAUUUCUCAACUUUGGAGCGUCUUCGAUUCGCACAAAGCUCUAGGUCCAAUGCCCUCGAUGAUCUUCCCAUACAGAAUACCCGUAGAAGUUCUAUUGCCGACCGACGUGGCUUGAAGAUUUCAGAGCUCGAGCCCCGACGCAGACCUUCACGACGAUUAAAAAAGAAGAGGGAACAUUCAAUAUCCAAUAGUAAUGAUAAAUCUUGGUUUUUAAGCAAUUACGAAACAUUCCCGGAGACAAUCAAAAGAAAGCAAUUUUCGAGCGAAGAACAAGCAUUAUUAGCAAGCAGGAUACGUGAAGCAGUUAUAUUGGAUGCGGCGGACGAAAAUCUCAUGAUACGAAGACGAUCUCGUCGCAUGGCUUCAGAUCCACCGAUAUUAUCUCCAAGCGUUAGAGGUUCUGUUUUCGGUGGGAAAACUAGCGGGAUUCGAAGGAGAGCCUCGAUGUCUAGUAUGGCAGAUACGUUUCUUGAAAGUUUCCAAUGGAUCGACGAUGAGGCUAAGUUAGAUCUUCAUUUGGAUGAUUAUCAUGCUUCAAUAUUUCCUUCUCUAAAAAGCGACCGGAAACCAACAUUUCGACGACAAAUGUCGAUUUCAAAGCUUCCUUUCGGGCGAAGCUCGAUAUCUUCCAUCACACCCAGAUCUCCAAAUCCCACAUCACCUACCUUCAGCACACAUUCCCGUUCGGCCACUUCGAUAACAGGGCCAAGGCAUGCCGCAAAACACAAAGUUAAUUCGUCCCUAUCGUCGAUAGACCCCAAUGCGACCCAUUACCAAGACCCGGAAGCAAGACUAAAGCUAAGGGUAUACUUAGCGUCACCGCAAAAAUUCGAUGAGAUAAUCGAGUUUGGAUUUCCAUCUAUGGAUGCAGCAAUGGGUGCAUCAGAAAAGGAAAAGCCAUCAAGGUUGAUAUCGAAACGCUCAUCGAGAGAUAUGUUGAGGAGGAAGGCAUCGAGUCCAGCGUUUGAACAUUCAUUCUUUAAUGACGAUACUGCUUCACUAUUCGAAGACGACAAAUCGAUGGCCGAUUCUGAUGCACCCAUAACACCCCUGGAAUAUGAAAGCGGAUAUCCACUACAACGAUCGCCAUUUUAUUAUACCGGCAAGCCUCUUGCAGACUUUCAAUCUGGGCCCAAUAAACUACCUAGCAAACAACAAGACCCUUAUACACAAGUUAUGGCAGGAAAUCGAGAACCUACGUUAAGAAUGACACUCACACGGCAGGAUCUGAGAGAUGAGAGCGCAAUAUAUGGAUGGCAAUCGAAGGAGCCGCUUGUGAUGGAGGAUCUAGAGAAUCAUAGGUAUCCGCGAGGACCUAUGGGUGGAGCGGAUGGUUGGGGGGCACCGGUCGAGAAGGAAAAUGGGGUGGUAAGAAGGUUUUGGAAGAGAGUGAAGAGUCAGCGAAAGACUUCGUGAUAGGGUAUCUAGAACAGAAGAAAAGGGAAUCUUUGCAGAUGGAGUUAUUUAGCGGGCGAGCUUGUAUCUUUAAGAAGCGUUUGCUUUGUAUUUACCUCUCUUUUGUUGGAGGCUCGCGUGCAUGGCAGGCUGGUUUUGCAUAGCGAUUGAAUGGAUACCAGGGAUUUUAAAUCGAUAAUUUAAAACAAAAGUCCUGAAUUCAAAGAUCGUAUUGUUCGAAAUGAUGUGAAUGUUUUUGUGUGUGUGCCAUGCAAUUCGCCUUCAUUACUUCACCAACCGGUUGAAUCGAAGGCCAAGUUUGACGUCGACAUGAUAGUCGGGAUAAGUACAGCAAGGAUCCAUCCGCCGAUGAAAAUUGAAUUGUGCUUUGACUUAUUCGUAUGGGAGGAAGGAAACAUUUUAUAAUGCUAUCGACCGUCAUAGCGGGAAAGAAGGAAUCAUUCGUAUUAGCCGCUGCUGUGAUGUGAUGCAAACUUGCUUGACAAAGAACAUUCCUUCCUAUUGACGUUCACGGUGACCGGCAUCAUUCCAUUCGUAUUCCGCAGUGGUGGUCGACGCCAGAUCAAUGAAGUGAAUGGGAGGGUUGCAAGAUGCUGAUGCUGUGAAGAAGUGGUGAGAAGAAUUGCCAACAAUGCAUGUAUAAAUCUGAAUUGAAGAACCAACGAAUGUUCUCUGUCCUCUGUCCUCUGUCCUCUGCCCUCUGUUCUCCCUCUCUUCAUCCUUCUCCUUCUCCACCGAAAUAAAUUUCCUGCACCAGAAAUAGAUUCUCACCCCCAACCAAUAACCAAGCCAGCAUUCA
Messenger RNA from Botrytis cinerea B05.10, 3527 nucleotides. RefSeq lists its product as hypothetical. The transcript has 2 exons. The record is from RefSeq and is a predicted model, not a curated record. Bases 790 to 1098 code for a protein of 102 amino acids. Lineage: Eukaryota; Fungi; Ascomycota; Leotiomycetes; Helotiales; Sclerotiniaceae.